GAAAAGCCGGAAGUGCCGCUGCCAGAGGCCUACGAGGGCCUCUUUAGCCGAAGCUAGGCUCUCUUCUUCUCCACCGCAGGCAUUCCGAAGGAUCCCGGCUGUACCGGAGCCCGAGCUAGGAUCAGAGGGCACAGUCUGGGUGGUGGCAGUGGAGGCCACGCGGUGCUAGGGGAGCGUGUCGUGCGUCAGGGAUUGGCUGUCCCGCUGAUCAAUCACAAGGGGUGCCCAGAAGGCCAGGAACCAGAGAUGGCCAGCGAGAAGGAGGCCACCCAGCCCCCUAAGAGAAAGAAGUUCACCAUCCCCCUGGAGGAGGCUCCACCUCUGGAGGUAAAGUCCUUAUUCAAAUCCAGCCGGAUCCUUCCUUCACCUGCCACCUCUGUCCAUGAGGCAACUCCAACCUAUGCCAACUAUACAACAACCAGGCUCUGUCCUGGAGGGGUCCAGGCAGAAGCCGCUCCCCAAGGGGCCGGCCCCGAAGCCGCUCCCAGCCUGGGACCGCCUGCAGAAGAGAUCGCCAACCAGGGCCCUCAGGCCCCCAAACCUCAGACCAAGAGCAGUACCAUCACUGUGAACCCCCGACAGAGGGGGAAUCCUGUCCUGAAGUUCAUAAGGAACGUGCCUUGGGAAUUUGGAGAAAUUGUCCCCGACUAUGUGAUGGGUCAGAGCACCUGUGCCCUCUUCCUCAGCCUUCGCUACCACAACCUGCACCCCAAUUACAUCCAUGAGCGUCUGCAAGGGCUGGGGAAGAACUAUGCACUUCGAGUGCUCUUGCUACAAGUAGAUGUGAAGGACCCUCAGCGUGCCCUGAAGGAUCUGGCUAAGAUGUGCAUCCUGGCUGACUGCACACUGAUUCUAGCCUGGAGCCCAGAAGAAGCCGGGCGGUACCUGGAGACCUACAAGUCCUAUGAGCAGAAGCCUGCUGACUCGCUAAAGGAAAGGUUGGAGCAGGACUUUGUGUCAAGGAUCACCGAUUGUCUGACCACAGUGAAGUCAGUGAACAAGACGGACAGCCAGACGCUGCUGGCCACCUUUGGGUCUCUGGAGCAGCUCACAGCCGCCUCUCAGGACGACUUGUCCCUCUGCCCUGGCUUUGGGCCUCAAAAGGCCCGGAGGCUCUUUGAAGUUCUACACCAGCCCUUCCUGAAGGUGCCCUGAAAAACCAGGGCUCUGCUGGGCGGGGAGGGUCUCAGGAUGGACACCAAUAAAGCAUGAACACCA
This is a messenger RNA of Vombatus ursinus (common wombat), 1218 nucleotides long. It is a transcript of the gene ERCC1, whose product is annotated as ERCC excision repair 1, endonuclease non-catalytic subunit. Gene Ontology annotation, molecular function: single-stranded DNA binding; damaged DNA binding. NCBI's taxonomy places the organism in Eukaryota, Metazoa, Chordata, Mammalia, Diprotodontia, Vombatidae. The record is from RefSeq and is a predicted model, not a curated record. The transcript has 10 exons. Gene Ontology annotation, cellular component: nucleus; nucleotide-excision repair factor 1 complex; ERCC4-ERCC1 complex. The coding region runs from base 247 to 1155 and encodes 302 amino acids. Gene Ontology annotation, biological process: mitotic recombination; UV-damage excision repair; nucleotide-excision repair.